AUGGCGAAUGGUGGGGCCUUAAGGAGUGUCGUGGAACAGAGGGACCUCAGAGUUCAGGAGGCCUUAGCACAGAUUCAUGUAAACAACAGCAGAGGUGAAUUUGGGCCCAUUGCAAGUUCUGGUGGCAUCAGCAACAGCUGCAUCAGAGAGGUGAGCCCAAAGCAGAAAAAAGCCAAUGUGAUUGAUUCAACAAACUCUUACUCACUGCUGUUGAUGGACAAGGCUGACAUUCAGGAACUGCCUGAAACGACUCGUAGACUCCUUGCCAGUAAUGCGGUCACUGGGACAGAUCAGAGCCCUGAUGAAGAGAAUGGCCCCUGGAAGGUGGGGUUAGAUAGCCCCAGUUUUCAACCAAUAAUGCUGUACAGUACGAACAGACGGUUGAAAGAACAACUGUACAGAGCCUUUGUCUCCCGAGCCAGGGAAGGGUCGUUUGAUAAUGGGGCACUGAUUGAAGAAAUUAGAAAGCUAAGACAUGAGUUUUCCCAGAUACUUGGCUACAAGAACUUUGCUGAAUACUCCAUCAGUAAAAACAUGGCAGGAAGUGUGGAGAGAGUGUGGAAUUUUGCUAAUACACUGCGUGCCCGGAGUUACCCAGUGGCACAGCAGGAACUGAGGACCCUACAGCGGUUUGCUAAUAGUCAUGGCCAUGAAGGCAAACUGCAACAGUGGGACAUAGACUAUUGGGAUGAGCUACAAAGUAGAAUACUGUUCAGUGUAACCAAAGAGCAGCUGAGACAACACUUUCCAUUGCAACGGUGCGUUCUAACGGAUUUUCUAAUAGGAUCUGUAUUUCUUAACCCUCCAACUAUUUAUUAAUCUAUGUCUGCACUGAGUCUGUAUUUGAUCUUGUAACUAUAUUGCAACAUACAGCAGAGACAAGUAAAACUAUAAUUCGGAUCCCAGUGAUGGAGAAAUUAUACUUGAGGAUGUGUAAGGGACCAGGAUUGGAGGAUCUUGGAGAGUCAUAGA
This is a messenger RNA of Stegostoma tigrinum, 972 nucleotides long. RefSeq lists its product as uncharacterized. The record is from RefSeq and is a predicted model, not a curated record. The transcript is spliced from 7 exons. Gene Ontology annotation, molecular function: metalloendopeptidase activity. Bases 1 to 819 code for a protein of 272 amino acids. Gene Ontology annotation, biological process: proteolysis; peptide metabolic process. NCBI's taxonomy places the organism in Eukaryota, Metazoa, Chordata, Chondrichthyes, Orectolobiformes, Stegostomatidae.